AUCAGUGGCUCAAUCAGCAAUCAUUGCCACAACAUUGCUCUAGCUAGCUAACUGUGUUUCAUCAAGUUCGUCAACACUACUGACCAGCGAAACAAGAGACUCUCUGCAGCAUCAGUAUAUUGAUUUCUAAAGUGCAACAAAGUCAAGGCUUCUAUAAUGGAAGGAUGGAUACCAGAUGGUUACCCUGUGACCCGCUACCAUUAUCACGAGGACAAAGUCGAGGAUCACCAGAGAAAGCAACCUGCGAGUGCGUACUCAUCAUCUGAGCCCGGCUACUACAGGUCCCGCAGUGCAUCCACACCCGCCAAGUACGCUGUGAAAGGGGGCGUGGCUCCAAGAGAGGGAACAGAGGAACAGCGAGGGGAUUAUAUGCAGGACAGUGGUGGCGGAUAUGCUCCUGAUUCAGCAGAAUCUACGGAUGCUGACAACAUUUAUGAUUCCCAGACACAUACGCGGUACAAGAAACGUGAGCCGCACUCCCGAAGGCCGCCCACCUCCACACAGGCACAGAUUGCUCAACUGGAACAAGAAAGGACUUCACUCAUCCAAGAGCUCAAUCAUGCGAGUCGUCUGAAAGAAGAAUUCAACAUGCAAAACUCACUUCUUCUCCAGAAAAAUCCCACGUCUGUCGAGUAUGCCGAGAUAAAGCGUACCAUUCAGCGUAUCAUAGAGGACAUGUACUCGACCCUCGGCACACCUGCGGACUACGCCCUACGAGAGCAGGAGUGGCGUCACAGGCUACUGGAGAUUGAGCAUCGUCUAGGCUCCUUCCAACAGUCUCGUUUCCAACCCGUUAGCUCCCCCGAGAGCAGUCAGGUGUCAGGUCGUGAUGGUUCUCACUGGAGUAGCCCUCCUCUGUCGUACACCUCCUCCGUGGAUGGGUACAACGACUCACUCCCACCACAUCCUCACAGCAUCACAGACUCGCUCCCUCCACACCAUCACAGUCUACACCUCCGCCCACCACACACGAGUGAGGACAGCGGCUUCAUUGACAAGGACAGUGACGUAACAGGCUCCUCCCACACGCCUCACAAGAGGGCACACCUCCCCACCGAGGGACACUUCCGCGAGAAACAGAUGCCUGAAAUGCCUCACUUCUUGAGAAACCCUCUGAACCGUUCAGCCUCAAACGACGGAGAUUUAGCUCCCGAACGAAACGAGAUGACGGAAGCUCUCGCUCAAGUCGGUCGUACUGGCCCCUCCCACCGUCGCCGUGCUACCAUGAGUGGGCAUAUCCCUCUAGCAUCACUUAGUCAAGAUCACUACAGCGACCACCACUACAACUCGGGCCGUCAGUACGGUUAUCAGUCACCGAGCCAGCUCUCACUAUCACAGUCCUCCCACGUCCCUCGUUACUAUGAGGACCCGUACUACCAUAACCGCAAGAGGGGAUCACCUGCUUCGAGCAGCGACACGAGUAGCAUAACCUCCGAUGUCCGCCACAGACUGGCAUCGGGACCUGGUAGCAUGGUCUCGUUCCAAGGCUCUGUUCUAUCAACCUCGACCAACUCCUCCCUGAACUCGUCCCGUUCCGGAUCAAAGGGGGUGCUCCCUCGGCCAAGCCUGUCCAAUUCCAGUUCCUUCAAUACCAAACCCACUUUCUACACUUCCAUACCGGAGUACCCGCCUCGCCAUGCAAAGAGCGAGAUUGGAUCGUUUACACACUACAACUCCCGCGGAGGGCAUCCCAGAGAGUUCGAUUCCGAUCAUGAAGAAGAGACGGUUUCCAUGCCAGUGCUACCGACCUCCUCGAAGAGUGCAUCUAUCGUUCCUGCCAGAGUGGCCCCACCUCCUCCAGGUCACCGUGGCAACGGCAGCGAGAAUCAGCGGCCAAGUGAAGUACACAGACGCAAGAAAAGGACGGACCACCCUAAAAUUCCCGAAGAGACGAGCCGAGAUUCGUUACAGAUUAAAAUCGAAAUGGUUCUGUCGGUUUUGUCCGUCGUCAACUCGAGCAGCAAGGAGCAAAAUGAUGCUGAUGCCGUGAAAUUCCUUCUCGCAUUGUCACGUACUCCCGAUACGUGUGCAGUCAUGCGGCAACCUGGCUGCAUGAACAUGCUCAUUCAGAUACUUCACAACAUUCGCCACAAAGGUGAAAGGUCACAUCGUGAGGUUCGUGCACGUGCGGCCGAGACCCUUCGAAACAUCAUCCAAUCAACUGGCGACACACGUCAAGGGAAACACGAACUUUGUGUACUGGGGGUCCUGGAGAAAAUCCGUUCUCAUUGCGACACACUGUUCGAGUUUAUUGCUUCCCACGAGGGCAGCCGCAGAAUCGACCCGUCCACUCUUGAGAAGAUCCAAGUCGAUUGUCGCGAGCUACUGCAGCCAAUCAGAAAGCUGUACAAGUAUUCGAGCGACAAAGAGAAGUACAGACCAGCCAUACUGAAUAUUGGUGGGCUACAAGCAACAGCCGAGGUACUGAUUGUCAAUUUCCGACUCAUUGCUUUUCAAGACCCGUAUCUCAGACAGGAAGAGAAACCAGUUUGCCAUUCAUCGAAAAUCAUCACGGUGAUUAUCUCAACCUUAAUCAACCUGACGUACGGAGAUGUACACAACAAAUCAGAGCUUUGCAAAGUUCCCGAUUUUCUCAAGUCUCUCGUCUUUCACAUAAGGCAGCAAAACGAGAGCAUAAUUGCAAGCUCGGCUCAAGUGCUCAGAAAUCUAUCGUGGAGGGCUACACCCGAUAUCAAAGAAGCACUGCACAAGUCCGAGACGGCAAUGGCGCUCACAUCAGCUGUCAAGUACAUCUCCGACGAGCCCACCAUCCAGUACACGACCUCUGCCCUCUGGAAUCUCUCCGCCCAUUCCCUUGAGAGUCGGCGAAGGAUUUGCUCCACUCCACACGGUAUCUACCACCUUGUCGAGCUUCUCUCGUACAACAGCCCCUCGGGCACUUCUGCUGUCAUCGAAAACGUCGGUGGUAUUUUGAAGAACCUCUCUGUGGUGAUCAUGCAAGAGGAGAAGUUUCGACGAAAGUUCCGUGAGGCCGGUGGAUUUGCGAAACUUGCCCAACAUCUUAAAUCCAAAAACAAGACCGUUCUUGCCAAUGCUACGGGCACUCUGUGGAAUCUGUCCGCACGUUGUCGUGAAGACCAGAGGUUGCUAUGGACACUCGGAUGUGUGCCACUUUUGGACGUCCACGCCACUUCAGAAUAUCGCAACAUUGGUGAGAAUGCACGUGGGGCACUGAGAAACCUCCUCGCUUUUGGCCAACAGAAUGGCUACUCUAGCAAGUCAGAUGUGGACGGAUACAACUUGAAAACGCAGCAAGGUCUAUCGAAAUCUCUAUGCUAUGCGGCUAACUACACUUUCGGGCAGCCCUCCUCGGCUCAACAAAAGCACAGCAGUGAGUCUCUACACAGCCGAAGCAGCCAACUUCUUCCCAGUCGAUCCAAAAGCAACGGAUCAACUUUCUCCCUCACACAACCUAUCAGAGUUGAACAGCGUCGCUAUGACCACCAGUACCCACCAGACGCUGAACUAGAGUAUCCCGUUGUUGCCGCCUCGAAAAGCAAAAACAAACUGAAACUUUCACGAAUCCAAUCUGCCCCCCAGGCAUCCAUCACCAACGAGGAUGAGGAUACAGAUGAGUGGACUAGCUACAUGCCUUAUCCGGAUCGCAGUGAGAGAGUUCACUCUAAGCCCUAUGCCGACGAACCACCUCGCCACAAAAAGAAGCAAUCAAAGUCGUCCCGAAGCAGCGGAGGCCACCCCCCUUAUUCUUUAUCUCAGACCCUCUCCACCAACUCUGAUUUGCAAGUGAGCAUGAGCUUAUCGCCUAGCCAACUAUCAAACGAUGCUAUCUCCGGGCUAACUGCCCUAGAGGCUGGUUUCGACCCAAACACUCCUGAGAGAACUCACGAGGUGUACGCUGAACUGGACCCGUUGGACCUCGAAGACGAAGCUGACGAUAUCGAUCGGCCAAUCAGACGCGAGGAACACUCGUCAGCCGCAGAUCUAUACCCAUCACCUCGAACGCCACGGCAACACGAUCUCCAGGGGUCAGGAAAGGUCGGGGGAACAGGGAAAUUGGCGCUGGAUGGUUCGGUAAUUCGGGUGAUUGAGCACGGAGAAAAACGCUGAACACAAAAGAGUGAACUGUUUUAUAAACUGUGCCAUUAAUGAUUGUUUCUAAGCAACAUAAUUACUUUCUUUGUCAGUUGCAUGUUACAGUACACCUGUGUGUGCUUAUUAUUAUUAAUUUGUCUCAGAGUUUUAUUUCAUUUCAUCCGAUAAGUGACUGUACUAUUAUAGAGCAUGUAUGUAUGUGUUUUUUAUUUUAUUGCAAGUGCUAUUCUUCAUAGGAGCAAUAAUUUGUGCAACAAUUAGUCUCGUCAGACUAUGCAACAAUGUGUAUGUGAAAGUAUGAUGAUUGUAUAAAAAGUUGUUAUUAUUGAGA
Halichondria panicea is the source of this 4405-nucleotide messenger RNA. Its product is annotated as adenomatous polyposis coli protein-like. Gene Ontology annotation, biological process: negative regulation of canonical Wnt signaling pathway; cell fate specification; pattern specification process. Bases 157 to 4089 code for a protein of 1310 amino acids. NCBI's taxonomy places the organism in Eukaryota, Metazoa, Porifera, Demospongiae, Suberitida, Halichondriidae. The record is from RefSeq and is a predicted model, not a curated record. The transcript is spliced from 7 exons. Gene Ontology annotation, cellular component: cytoplasmic microtubule; beta-catenin destruction complex; catenin complex. Gene Ontology annotation, molecular function: microtubule binding; beta-catenin binding; gamma-catenin binding.